Messenger RNA from Doryrhamphus excisus (bluestripe pipefish), 1389 nucleotides. Its product is annotated as zona pellucida sperm-binding protein 4-like. Gene Ontology annotation, molecular function: acrosin binding; structural constituent of egg coat. Gene Ontology annotation, cellular component: egg coat. The record is from RefSeq and is a predicted model, not a curated record. Gene Ontology annotation, biological process: binding of sperm to zona pellucida; prevention of polyspermy. NCBI's taxonomy places the organism in Eukaryota, Metazoa, Chordata, Actinopteri, Syngnathiformes, Syngnathidae.
GAGUAAGGCUUUGUUGCUGCAGUCUACAGUAGUUGCAAGCACCAUAAUGGCGCUGUCUGGUUGUCCUUUUGGUGUGUUGGUGGUGAUUGUAGUCCUGCUAGCUGGGGAUGUUGUUGUGGCUCAGCGUCAAUGGCUCGGUACUCUAAAUAAAUAUGAUCCUCCUGCACCACUGCCUCAAAAAACCGUGAAAGAUCCGCUUGCACCCGUGGACCAUUUUGAUAAAUGUCAAGUGGCACACAAUGAAAAGAUCUUGUGUGGCACUGUGGAUAUCACCGAUCAACAGUGUAGAGACAUCAACUGCUGCCAUGAUGGAAGGCAGUGCUACUAUGGCAAAGCAGUGACUGUGCAGUGUACCAAAGAUGGCCAGUUUGUGGUGGUGGUGUCUCGUGAGUCCACUUUGCCCCCGGUGGAUGUGAAUUCAGUGACUCUGCUGGAAAUGAAUGACGUUGCGUGCAGCUCAGUUGACGCCACAUCCACUUUUGCCAUCUUUCAGUUCCCCAUGACCCUGUGUGGCACUACGGUCAAGCUGGAGGAAGAUGGCUAUGUGGUGUAUGAGAACCACAUGUCGUCAUCCUAUGAAGUAGGAGUUGGCCCCAGAGGUUCAAUCACCAGGGACAGCCAUUUUGAGUUGCUCUUCCAGUGUCGAUAUUCAAGCACAGCUGUGGAGGCUGUGAUCAUGGAAAUAAACGCACUUCCUCCACCCGUGUCGGUCGCUGCUGCCGGAGAGAUUAGAGUAGAGCUCAGACUGGGCAAUGGAAAGUGUCUCUCAAAGGGAUGUGUGGAGGAAGAGGCAGCGUACAGCUCCUUCUACGCUGCAGCAGACUACCCAAUCACCAAAGUGCUGAAGGAACCAGUAUAUGUUGAGGUGCGCCUUCUCGGGAGGGCUGACCCCAACGUAGUCCUAAACCUGGAGCACUGCUGGGCCACCACAACCCCUAAUCAUCAGAGCUUGCCCCAGUGGGAUAUCCUAGUUGAUGGAUGCCCCUACCAUGAGGACGGUUAUAAGACCACCAUCGUGCCUGUGCGUGGGUCUUCUGGCCUUCAAUACCCAACACACUACAAACGUUUCAUCUACCAGAUGUUCUCUUUCGUGGAUCAAAACGCCUUCAGCCCACAGAAGGACAGGAUUUUUAUUCACUGUGCCACAGCAGUGUGCCAUCAAAGCAGCAUGCGCUCCUGUGAACAACCAUGCCGUCGACAACGUCGCUCUGUGGCUGCAGCAAAGUCUCAAAACCAGGAGGCUCUGGUCUCAAGCAAGGAGGUGAUUCUGACGCCACUGAAGUCUUUCUCUGCUGACGAGCCAAAUAUCUCUUCUGCUCUUAAGAACUGGGAGAGAUGACUAUCUACUGCAAACUGGUCAUGACUUUUAAUAAAGGCUUGUUAAAGCAC